GAUACCAAACACCUUCCUGCCCAUUCCCUACACCACCCAUCUAUAAAACCCCUGUACCUAGUCCCAUCAUACCAAAUCCGGUCAUACAACCAAGCCACCCCAGUCCCUCCAUCCCAUACCAACCCCCACCUUCAAUCCAAAAUGCUCACUCUCCCGGAAGGUCUAACCCUCCACCCCUCCACCCCGGAGCGCGGGCGCUCGGUCCGGACGACCCGAGCCAUCAGCGCCGGCUCCACGAUCGCAACAUUCAGCGGCACCGGACCGCACUCCUCCCCCACCAUCGCGAUCCCAGACAGCUCCCGUCUCUCCGAAACCUGCAGCCACUGUCUGCGCGUGAGCGCCACCCUCCUCAACACAUUAACCAGCGCCUCCAACGCCGUAUUCUCCCGCACCGCCACCAUCCCCAGCACCCCCCCAACCACCGUCCCGCGGGGGUCCGUCGCCGAAGUGCGUCUCUGCACCGGGUGCAAAGUGUCGCGGUACUGCAGCGUGGCGUGCCAAAAGGCGGACUGGGCGCUCGGGCACGGGAAGGGGGAGUGUAAAGCGUAUAAACGGGCUCGCCUGGAUGCGAUGAAACAGGGGUUGCCGCAGGAGAUGCCGACGCCGGUGCGUACGCUGAUCCAGGUGUUGGUGCGUCCGGAUAUGCUGGACGCGGUGUAUGAGACGGAGGGACACGAGGGGGAGCACCGGACGGCGCCUGGGACGCGGUUUUUCGAGAUGAUGUUGCAGGUGAAGGCGGCGUUGGAGUAUCUUGGUCUUAAGGGUGAGGCGGACGAUGUUAAUAUACCGAAGGGGUUGGAUGUUACUUGUAAGCUACAAGUCAACUCGUUCAACCGGCUGGACUCAGACUUUGGACAGAGCGGCAUCUACAUGAACGCUGCGUUGGCAAUGGUCAACCACUCUUGUAUACCGAACGCCUAUGUGUCAUUCACGGGACGGGAUGGUAUCUUGCACGCGUAUCAGGACAUCAAAGAGGGCGAGGAGGUCACGAUAUCUUAUUCAAACUGUGACAUCCCUCGCUCGGAGCGCCGGCAUUACUUGAAGACGCACUAUUAUUUUACUUGCAAUUGUCGUCGGUGUCAGGACGAUCUGGAUAUCUACCAAACCUGCCAGGUAUAUCCGAAUCUGGAACUAAACUUGUCAGACCCGUUUAGUCUUGUCCGUGAUAUAGAUGGGCUACGAAACCCUCCCAUCAAACAAUUCCUGAGCUUGAACAAAUCUUUGCAAAACAAUAUUGCAGAGAUACUUCCCAUCUUCGAGACCAAACUGAAAUUUUGGGACCCGGUCGCGAUGCAACAACAAGUACGACACCGCUGGAAGCUGUGCGCGCAACUUCGAACAGCGGGAUUGUAUGCUUCAGAUCCAUUACUCCGGGUGCUUGGUGAUGCUAGUCUCUGUUUCGCGAGAACAGGCAAACAUGCCUACGCCUUCGCUAUUGAAUGCUUCGGCGCUCUGAACAUUAGUCCAGUGAUAUCGCCUGCACCGUUCUUUGCAUCGAGAGUAAAGAGCAUGUUGAUGCUCACCAGGGUGUUGAGCUUAGGUCCAUUUUCUACACCGGCUAGAAGCAGGGAAGAAUUUGCAACUAGGUUUGCCCAACAUUUAAGUAAGGUAGACCAGGCCACUAUGUGCCAGGCACUCUUAGUAGCGAUCAUACAGUAUUGCCCUGCGGCCAAAUCCGACGAAUGGCAACUACGUUACCAAGCACAGGAUCUAUUAGAUGACCUCAAAUCCUUACCAGGCCGAGAAACCGAGAACGCGUUAGUCGAUGCUUUCGCCAAGAAUCCAAAUGGCCCAGAAGAAAGGCGUUUCUACAACACCGUGGUUGUGGGGCCGAUUCAAGAAGUAGCCGGGUUUGCCUUGAGGAUAAUGGAAGCCGAGUUUGGUGGAUAAGUCUGGAUACGUUGUAUUCCGCACGA
Annulohypoxylon maeteangense is the source of this 1916-nucleotide messenger RNA. RefSeq lists its product as uncharacterized. Gene Ontology annotation, cellular component: nucleus. The record is from RefSeq and is a predicted model, not a curated record. The coding region runs from base 142 to 1890 and encodes 582 amino acids. The transcript has 3 exons. Gene Ontology annotation, molecular function: protein binding. NCBI's taxonomy places the organism in Eukaryota, Fungi, Ascomycota, Sordariomycetes, Xylariales, Hypoxylaceae.